AUGUCUUCAGCUGUGCAGGGCUUUUUGGAACUCCUUAGAAGGCCGAAUGAGCUUUUAGAUACAGAUGAGUCCCCAGAGAACCUCGGCGGCUACGGCAGAAGACUUGAAAUAUCAAGACAUAACUUGCUUAAGCUUGGAAGAAAUGAGCAGGAGUGCGACUUCGUUUGCCAUGAUCCGGCAAUAUCGUCUAUUCACUGUGUCUUUUGGGCUGUUUUAUUCGAAGAGGAUAGUUUACCCAUGUGUUACGUGAAGGAUUGCUCACUAAAUGGGACGUACUUGAACGGCUCAUUAUUGAAGAGAGAUGUAGCGUACCUGCUUACAGAUGGAGACAAAAUCGACUUGCAAGACGAAAACCAAGUUACGUUCCGGUUUUGUACUAACAAAAAGGCAGAAAGCGAUGAAUUAAUUGAACAGUUUGGGUUUGAAAAGAAAGUACAGCAGUGGGAAGUUACUUCUAGAGUGAUUGGGAACGGAACUUUUGGCCAUGUACUUGUGGCCUACAAAAAAAGAGAAAAUAUCAGUACAGUCAAAGAGCUGCCAAAACUGUAUCCUGAGAAUUACGCUGUCAAAAUCAUUAAACUUAGGCCGAACAAGCUGAAUAAGGAAGCGAAAAUACUAUUGAAAUUGAAUCAUCCAAACAUUAUCAAAGUUCAUCACACGUACUGCGAUAUUAAUGACAACUUAUAUAUUUUCCAGGAUUUAAUCCCAGGCGGCGAUCUAUUCUCUUAUUUGGCUAAAGGUGAUUGCUUGAGUUCAAUUCCAGAGGCUGAGGCUUUGAUAAUUGUUUACCAAAUUUUGCAUGCACUCAAAUACCUUCAUAACCAAGGAAUAGUUCAUCGAGAUUUGAAACUUGAUAACAUUUUGCUAUGUUCGCCUGAACCUUGCACUAGAAUUAUUCUAGCAGACUUUGGAAUUGCCAAGGACUUAUCAACAGCAAAGUCAAGAAUGCAUACAGUGGUUGGGACUCCUGAGUACUGUGCGCCCGAGGUAGGCUUCAAAGCCGAUAGGAAAGCAUACCAAUCCUUCUCUCGUGCUGCCACUUUGGUACAGAAUGGCUAUGAUAGGAAAUGCGAUUUGUGGUCCUUAGGAGUUAUAACACACAUAAUGCUGACAGGGAUCUCGCCAUUUUAUGGCGAUGGAACGGAGAGAAGUAUUAUCCAAAGCACUAAAAUAGGUAAAUUAACCUUUACGGCAAAACAAUGGAAUACGGUGGCUGAUGCUGCCAAAAGUUUCGUUCAAAAGCUACUUGAAAUUGAUGUCAAUAAAAGACUGGAUAGCAGACAGAGUUUAGCGCAUCCAUGGAUCUUGAAACAUCACGAUCAGCUGGAAAAGAUAUAUUUCAAAAAAAUUUUGAAAACGUCUGAAAAACCGAUUCUCGACAUUGCCACGACGGUGUUAGAACCUAGCUGGAAGAGAAAAUUGCCUAAAAGUGUUGUUGUGGACCACUCCUUGCUUAAUAAGAAAAAAAGAAGGAACGAAAUAUGA
Molecule: messenger RNA, 1485 nt
Organism: Zygotorulaspora mrakii
Lineage: Eukaryota; Fungi; Ascomycota; Saccharomycetes; Saccharomycetales; Saccharomycetaceae
Gene: MEK1
Product: serine/threonine protein kinase MEK1
Exons: 2
Coding region: 1-1485 (494 amino acids)
Biological process (GO): protein phosphorylation
Molecular function (GO): ATP binding; protein kinase activity; protein binding
Source: RefSeq, a predicted model, not a curated record